Messenger RNA from Macroventuria anomochaeta, 1557 nucleotides. RefSeq lists its product as uncharacterized. Gene Ontology annotation, cellular component: endoplasmic reticulum membrane. Gene Ontology annotation, molecular function: diacylglycerol O-acyltransferase activity. The record is from RefSeq and is a predicted model, not a curated record. Gene Ontology annotation, biological process: triglyceride biosynthetic process. NCBI's taxonomy places the organism in Eukaryota, Fungi, Ascomycota, Dothideomycetes, Pleosporales, Didymellaceae. Bases 1 to 1557 code for a protein of 518 amino acids. The transcript is spliced from 2 exons.
AUGGCGACACUCACUCAGUCGUCGUCCACUGGGACCGACGCGCACGCAGCCAAUUCUACCAAACAACGUGGACGCAACACGGAGCAAAACGGCAAUCCUACGCAGCAGACCAACCGCUCAACCCACAGGCGCAAGAGCAGCAAAGACAGCAAGUACCGCCAUGUCUUCGCAACACACUCCGUGACGCGCAUCACCUGUCUGAGCCAUGAGUCCGAGGAUAUGCCCAGUUUCGUUGGCUUCAGGAACCUCAUGAUCUUGGUCCUUAUCGUCUCCAAUCUGCGACUGAUGAUGGUGAACCUCCAAAAGUAUGGCGUCCUCAUCUGCAUCAGCUGCCACGACUAUCGAAGAUCAGACGUCAUCACCGGGCUGCUGCUCUAUCUCCUCGUCCCCGUCCACCUCUUUGUAACAUACCUCAUCGAGCUGGUUGCCUCCUGGCAGGCAAAGCGAGCGCACGCAAAGAUCUCAGAGGAGAAGGAGGAAGACACACCCGAGAAGUACGCUGCCGCGCUGAAGAGCUUCAACGCCACCUGGCACACGGUCGCCUUCUUCCACAGCGUCAACGCCGUCUCGAACCUCUACAUUGCAACCAAAUACGUCUACUACGACAUCCACCACCCCGGUAUUGGUACGCUUUGCGAGCUGCACGCCGUCAUCGUCUUCCUCAAAUGUGCCUCCUACGCUUUCACGAACCGCGAUCUACGGCACGCCUACCUGCACCCCAAGCAAGCCGAACCUCUCCCUGAACUCUACAAGUCUUGCCCGUAUCCCCACAACAUCCACUUCAAGAACAUGUGCUACUUCUGGUGGGCACCUACGCUCGUCUACCAGCCCGUCUACCCACGCACCUCACACAUCCGCUGGGGCUUCGUCUUCCGCCGCUUGCUGGAAGUCCUUGGUCUCAGCAUCGUCGUCUGGGUUGCCAGCGCGCAGUACGCCGCGCCGCUCCUCCAGAACUCUCUCGACAAGCUCCUGACGCUGAAUCUCACCGCGAUCCUCGAGCGGGUCAUGAAGCUUUCUACCAUCAGCGUCUUCUGCUGGCUGUGCGGCUUCUUCGCCCUCUUUCAGUCCUCGCUCAACGCUCUGGCUGAGAUCAUGAGGUUUGGUGACCGCGAGUUCUACGGACCUUGGUGGAACGUGUCCUCCAUCCGCAACUAUUGGACUACGUGGAACAAGCCCGUCACAAACUUCAUGCGGCGACACGUCUACUCGCCGCUGGUCGGUCGUGGCGUGCCUCCUCCUGUCGCCCAGAUCAUCGUCUUCUUCUUCUCGGGCGUCUUGCACGAGCUGCUCGUCGGUGUGCCCACACACAACAUUAUCGGUGUCGCGUUUGUGGGCAUGAUGGUCCAGAUACCGCUCAUCGCGUUGACUGACGUUAUUCAGAAGAUUCGCGGCAUCGAUGGGAAAACGGCGGGAAACAUGAUCUUCUGGGUAAGCUUUUGUUUGGUGGGACAGCCUUUGGGCGCAUUGUUGUACUUCUUCGCGUGGCAGGCUAAGUAUGGCAGUGUGAGCAAGCAGUUCGAGGCCAGCAAGGCAGGCGGUAUGUUCUCGAGACGAUAA